Messenger RNA from Pistacia vera, 2916 nucleotides. Its product is annotated as ATP-dependent DNA helicase RecQ-like. The transcript is spliced from 22 exons. Gene Ontology annotation, cellular component: cytoplasm; nucleus; chromosome. Gene Ontology annotation, biological process: DNA replication; double-strand break repair via homologous recombination. The record is from RefSeq and is a predicted model, not a curated record. Lineage: Eukaryota; Viridiplantae; Streptophyta; Magnoliopsida; Sapindales; Anacardiaceae. Gene Ontology annotation, molecular function: nucleic acid binding; 3'-5' DNA helicase activity; four-way junction helicase activity. Bases 143 to 2848 code for a protein of 901 amino acids.
GAUGUGGUGUCGUUAGAAAGCCCAAUGGAGCCCAGCCCAAAGAAAAAGAGCGGGAAAGGACUUCUAAUGCUUCUGGCAUAAAGAUGUACGAAAUCCUUCGGAGAAGCCACAAUCCCCAACACGAAGCGCCAGCGCAAAUGAUAUGGAGUCUACUCUCAAAAAAUUUUUUGGUUAUUCCGAGUUCCGUCCUUAUCAAAAGGAGGUCAUUCAUCAAAUUAUAGACAAAAGGGACUGCCUAGUUGUCAUGGCUACUGGUAGUGGAAAAUCUUUAUGCUAUCAGCUUCCUCCUUUGCUUACUGGAAAAACGGCCGUAGUCGUUAGCCCUCUUAUAUCUUUGAUGCAAGAUCAGGUGAUGAGUUUAAAACAAAGGGGCAUCAAAGCUGAGUAUCUUGGCUCUGCUCAGACUGAUCCUACUGUCCAGACAAAAGCUGAGACUGGUCAUUUUCAUUUAUUGUUUAUGACUCCAGAAAAAGCAUGCUUAAUUCCCAUAAGUUUUUGGUCAAAAUUGCUGAAAGUGGGCAUUUCUCUGUUCGCUGUUGAUGAAGCACAUUGCAUAUCACAAUGGGGCCAUGAUUUCAGGGUCGAAUACAAGCAGUUAGACAAGUUACAUGAUACUCUCAUGGAUGUUCCAUUUGUUGGCUUAACUGCAACCGCUACUGAAAAGGUCCGCAAUGACAUUAUGAAUUCCCUAAAAAUGAAGGAUCCUUAUGUUGCCAUUGGAUCAUUUGAUCGCAAAAAUCUCUUCUAUGGUGUGAAAGUUAUUAAUCGGGGUCAGUCAUUUGUGGAUGAGCUUGUGAAAGAAAUUUCAGUGUUUGUAGCUAAUGCUGGUUCAACUAUUAUUUACUGCACGACAAUCAAAGAUGUUGAGCAGAUUUUCAAGGCACUUUUGGAGGUGGGAAUUGAGGCUGGAAUGUAUCAUGGUCAAAUGGGAAGUAAAGCUCGUGAGAAGUCUCACAGAUUAUUUAUUACGGAUGAACUCCGUGUUAUGGUUGCCACUGUAGCUUUUGGCAUGGGUAUUGAUAAGCCUGACAUAAGGCAUGUGAUACAUUAUGGUUGUCCAAAGAGUUUGGAGUGCUACUAUCAGGAAAGUGGGCGAUGUGGUAGAGAUGGUAUAGCUUCCGCUUGUUGGCUUUAUUUUGCAAGAAGUGACUUUGCAAAGGCUGAAUUCUACUGUGGAGAAACCCAAACAGAGAACCAAAGAAAAGCUGUCAUGGAGUCACUGUUGGCUGCACAACACUAUUGCUUAUUGACAACUUGCAGAAGAAAGUUAUUGCUUAAUCACUUUGGAGAAAUAUAUUCAGCUGACAAAUGUGGAAAUUGUGAUAACUGCACAAUCUUAAAGAGGGAGCGGGACAUGUCUAAGGAAUCAUACAUAUUAAUGGCUUGCAUUCAAGCAUGUGGGGGUAAUUGGGGUCUCAAUAUGCCCAUAGACGUUCUUCGUGGGUCUCGAUCAAAAAAGGUUCUUGAUGCUCUCUUUGACAAGCUUCCACUUCAUGGACUUGGUAGGGAUCAUUCAUCAAAUUGGUGGAAAGCGCUGGCUUACCAAUUAAUCUCUUCUGGUUAUUUAAUGGAGACUGUCAAAGAUAUUUACAGAACUGUAAGUGUCAGUCAGAAGGGAAAGCAAUAUCUUAGUUUGGCAAGAUCUGAUCAUCAACCACCUUUAGUUUUGCCGCUAACCAGUGAAAUGAUUGAUGAAGAGGAACAUGAAAGCACAUCAAGCAAAAUUGGAGAACUGAAGAGUUUAGUGACAUUAGAACAUGAGGGAUUUUCAGAGGCUGAGGCACAACUCUAUCACAUGCUGUUAGAGGAGAGAAUGAAGCUUGCAAGAUUCUCUGGAACUGCUCCGUAUGCUGUAUGUGGUGAUCAAACUAUAAAGAAAAUUGCAUUAAUAAGGCCAUCUACUAAAGCAAGAUUGGCAAACAUCGAUGGUGUCAACCAGCACCUUGUAAUGACACACGGGAAUCAUCUUCUUCAAACUAUUAGGCAUCUUUCUCAAAAACUAAACCUUUCCCUGGAUGGCGAAGUAGGUUUACAGACUAUUUCUAUAAGAAAACCGCUGACGCCUGCAAAGUUUGAAGCUUGGAAAAUGUGGCAUGAAGAGGAUCUAUCAAUUCAGAAAAUUGCUAACUACCCUGGUAGGUCAGCUCCUAUAAAAGAACAAACUGUUGUCGAGUAUCUUUUAGAGGCUGUGCAGGAGGGAUUUGAGAUUGAUUGGACCAGACUGUGUGUUGAGAUUGGACUGACAAACGAGAUUUUGUUAGCCAUUCAGGGUGCAAUCUCAAAGGUUGGCUCCACAGACAAGUUGAAGCCCAUCAAGAAUGAACUACCAGAGGAUAUAAGUUACGCACAUAUCAAGCUUUUUCUGGCAAUGGAAAAAUGGGGGAAGUUGCAAGAAGUGAUGGCACCUAGCCACAACAAAGCUGAUGGAUUUCUGAGCGAGGCACCGCGAGAACAUUCUACUGAUGCAUGCCACAUUGAAGGACCUCAUGUAGUUGAAGAGUCGCCGAAGAAUAUGGUUGCUAAUUGUUCAUCUCACAAUAAUGAAGAAAGUGCCUCUCUUACUUCCACAAGUGUCAAGGGACCAAAGCUAGCCCAUGAUGAUGAUGAUGAACGCGGUUCAAUGAAACGCCAAAGAGUUGAAAAUGAAGCUGGAAGUUCCAGUGCAUUCAGAGCAACAGAGAGUUCCAUCUUAAACUUUAUUCAGGAGUAUGACGAGGGGGUUUCACUGUCUAAUAUUUUGGAAUACUUUGAUGGAUCGGAAGCGGGAGCUGUGAUUGAUCUGCUUACUUCCCUGGAAGAGAAUUCCAGCAGACAGAAGAGAAGAUGCAGUAAAGAGCAUGCUGUAUGAAGAAAGAGUUAGGGUGAUGUAUCCAGUUUAUGGUAGUGUUGGUCUCAUAGCCUCUCUGCAAUCCCAGG